AUGUCGCAUAUAUCCCUUAAAAGCUGCGGCCUGGGUGAGGGUUUCCAAUUCGACAUUUCAUCCUGUCAGACAAUUGCUGCAGCCCUGGUCUUCGCCGCUGGCGGUCUGUUUAUCACCACCAGGUGCCUCAGCUUUCUUCGAGCUCUGUUCAGUAUCUUCAUACUUCCUGGGAAACCGUUAAGCAGCUUCGGCCCGAAAGGCAGCUGGGCCCUUGUCACCGGUGGCUCAGAUGGCAUUGGAAAGGAAUUCGCCUUGCAAAUUGCCCGUAAGGGUUUUAAUGUCAUCCUCGUUUCGCGAUCCGAAUCGAAGUUAUCGGCUGUUGCCUCUGAAAUUACUUCCGCCAACCCUACAGUCCUUACCAAAACGAUCUCAAUGGAUUUCUCGAAGAACGACGAUGAGGACUACGAGAAGCUGAAGGACGCAAUCAAGGAUUUAGAUAUCUCUAUCCUCGUUAACAAUGUUGGACUGAGCCAUAGCAUUCCUGUUCCUUUCGUUCAGACACCAGAGAAGGAGAUGAAGGAUAUCAUCUCAAUAAACUGCACAGGCACUCUACGCGUAACGCAGAUCGUUGCGCCAGGCAUGAUACAAAGAAAACGUGGUCUCAUUCUGACAAUGGGGUCAUUCGGCGGUCUCCUUCCCACACCUCUCCUCGCCACAUACUCCGGCAGUAAAGCAUUCCUACAGCACUGGUCUACUUCCCUGGCCUCUGAACUAGAACCACAUAAUAUUCACGUGCAGCUUGUGCUUAGCUACCUUGUCACAUCCGCAAUGUCCAAGAUUCGAAGGACCUCUAUGACGAUCCCAAACCCCAAGUCGUUUGUUCGGUCGACACUGAGCCACAUCGGCCGGAGCGGAGGCCUGGCGACGUACUCACAUACCUCCGUGCCGUACUGGAGCCAUGCACUCAUGGCAUGGGGUAUCACUUCGUUCCUUGGUGCGAUGAGCAAGACGGUCCUUGGAGUCAAUAAAACCAUGCAUGAGUCCAUCCGGCGACGGGCACUACGCAAAGCAGAAAGAGAGGCAGGGAAGAAAAGUCAGUAG
Messenger RNA from Ophidiomyces ophidiicola, 1041 nucleotides. RefSeq lists its product as uncharacterized. The record is from RefSeq and is a predicted model, not a curated record. NCBI's taxonomy places the organism in Eukaryota, Fungi, Ascomycota, Eurotiomycetes, Onygenales, Onygenaceae. Gene Ontology annotation, biological process: fatty acid elongation. The transcript has 2 exons. The coding region runs from base 1 to 1041 and encodes 346 amino acids. Gene Ontology annotation, molecular function: ketoreductase activity. Gene Ontology annotation, cellular component: endoplasmic reticulum.